CGAUUUCGGUGACGCGUUGGAAAAGGGUUGCGAUCUCCGCGACGGUGGGGAGCCCCCGUGUGCUGAACAGAGAGAAAACGGCGAAGAGAGGGAACGUUCGCGAGGAGGGGACGGCCUGAAAAGUUCGGGCCAGGCUCGGUUCGAUCGCUCAAUAUUCAUCCCUUGGCCGGACGAGAGCGCCCGAGAACAGCGGCUCCAGACGAGGGCACGAAUCGACCCUUCCUUCCUUUGCGUCCUCGCCCGCGGAGCUGCUCGAUCGCGGCACCGUUCCGUUCCAUUCCGUCAGAGGACGAACAAGAUCAGCGGCAGAAAGCGGCGGACAAGCCUCGACCAGGGAUAUUCGUACGUCGUCGUUCGUGGUGAUACGCGGGAUCGUUCUAUCUGUCCAUCGUUCGAACCAUCCCAAUGGAGGGCAAGAAGGAACAGUAUUACACACCGCCGCCGAAGCUCGGCAAAUGGGAAGGCUUCAAGGUUUUUCUAUGGAACUCCGAGACUGGACAGUUCCUGGGACGUACAGGAGCUAGUUGGGGCAAGAUUUUGUUAUUCUACGUUAUUUUUUACGCGGUACUGGCCGGUUUCUUCGGAGCGAUGUUGACCGUUUUUUACCAGACGUUAGACCCGAACGAACCAAAAUGGCAGCUGGACAAUUCCCUCAUCGGCAGCAACCCUGGACUUGGUUUUAGGCCUAUGCCACCAUCAAGCAACGUCGAAAGUACCUUGAUUUGGUACAAAGCCAGCGACGAGGGAAAUUUCUUACAUUGGACCAGAGAAUUGGACGCGUUCCUCGAAGAAUAUCAGAAGCCUUCUGGAGGAACAAACGGUGCCCAGCAGAGAAUGCUCUGCGAUUACGGAAAACCACCGACCCCUGGAAAAGUUUGUGAUGUGGACAUGACGCAGUGGAGACACUGCACAAAGGAAAAUAAAUAUGGUUACAAUAAAUCCGCCCCUUGCAUUUUCCUCAAACUGAACAAGAUUUUCGGCUGGAAACCGGAAUAUUACAACGACACAUCGAAUCUACCCCGCGACAUGCCAGCCGAGCUGCAAGAUCACAUCAAACAAGAGGCGCUGUCCAAUCGGUUGGACACCGUUUGGGUAUCUUGUACAGGUGAAAAUCCAGCCGAUAUCGAGAACAUGGGUGCGAUUCAAUACAUUCCACAUCGUGGUUUCCCUGGAUACUACUUCCCCUUCACAAACACCCCUGGCUAUCUUAGCCCCCUCGUAGCUGUCUUCUUUGAGAGGCCUAAAUACGGUGUGCUGAUCAAUAUCGAGUGCAAGGCCUGGGCACACAACAUCAUCCACGACAGAUUCGAGAGGCGUGGUUCAGUGCACUUUGAGUUAAUGGUGGAUUAAGCGUAGCGCUAGCCGCCUUUUGCAAGACCACUAUCAACUGCGUCCAAGAACAAUGUAGGAGGAAGGGGAAUAAGAGAAAUUUCUUUUUUAAUCAAUCUCGCUGGCGGAUCGUGACCACUCCUUCUUUCCUCCGGUUUUCUCUGCCGACGAUACCGCCCUGGCCGCCUAUAUUUCUCACCGUUAUUUUAACGUAGAUCCGUCAGAAGCUCACCACUCAUCCUCAUCCUCAUCGCGGUUCUUUCAUUCUGUAACUUUUACAUUGUCGCGCUUUUUAACACCAUCGAAAGAUCGUAGUCUCUCGACACAUUGUAAUCUCAUCUAUACACACGGACACACACAUACAUACACACAUGGAGAGCGAAGAGAGGGACACACAAAUAUUUAGGAAGGAAAACGAGAGAAACGGAUGCAAACAUAUACACAAGUUCGUAAUCGUAUUUUCCACGCGAUCGACACGGACAAAGUGAUUGUAUCGACGAAACGGACCAGUAAUAAAAUUGGCUAUAUAAAAGGCUUACGUAUGUACAAUAUAUGUACGUGUACGUAUCAGGAUGCACAAAAGAAUCAGUUCAGCGGAAAGAAUUCUGCACAAAAGAAAUGGCGGCGGUAUCUCUUCUUUCUAUCCGGGGGCGAAGGGGAGUGGUCGUAACCAUCGUGAUCUAAGUAUCGUUCAGCGUAUCCGUUGUACGCUCGUAAGAAACUUUCCUUUAAUAUUCGAUUUUUCGCCCCGUUUUUCCUUUUUAUUAUUUGUCCGUUCAUACGGUCUCGUCCGGGGCCCCCGCGCGCAUUUCUUUCCGUUGAUUUACCGUCGGGCCCGGCCAACGGGACCGCUAACGUGUAGGGCUCACCGAGGAUCAAUGAUACUCUCUUAGUUCGUGCCACGUACGUAGACGUAACUAAAAAUGGAAAAAACAAAAAAAGAAAGAAAGACGAAAAAACGAUUAGUGUGUUUACAAAAGCCCGGCGGUACGGUGCACCCGGCACGGUGGAACUUUUGAUUUCGAAUUCCGCGAAGAAGCUCUCGGACGAAUCUCGAUCGAAAGUUCCGUCGUUUCGGGCUGAAAUGCGAUCAAUCGAAAUUCACACCGAAAAUCGGCUAUUUGUUGCGACGUUCGAUUACGUGCGAACUUUUAAUUGAAAGCGCCAAGAGCUCCAAGGUAUCGACGUUCCAACGUUAGUAGAACGCGAUAAUUCGGUUAAUUAUUCUAAUUCCAUUAAGAGUCCUUGGCUUUUAAUUCGAAGUUCCUCGCGCACGAAUGUGGAUCAACGUUCUAUACGAUUAAUGAUGGUAAUAAGCGAUAAUUCAAAUCAGCAUGUUCAACAAAAGCAAUAAAGUUGGUAAUUAACCGGUGAAGAAAAUAUUAACGUUGAUCAGUGUAUAUCGAGAGUUUCGUUGGAUUUCGAUUUGUCGAACAGCGCGCAGCUUGCACGGGGAAAGUUUAAUCAGCCUAGUGAUAACCAUACGACAUCGUAUGGAAUAUGUAUUUAUGAUUAUAUCGUACCGCAUGAUAAUAUCUAGCGCUAGUCCACGCAACGUAUAGUUGAUAGGUUGUAUCAUACACAGGCUGGAGAUCAGAGAGAUUGUGUUCUAUGUUCUUCUCGUUUACAAAAUUCUUAAAUAUUCAGUUAUAAUUCAAUCAUAAUUCAACCGUAUUUCAACUAUAAUUUAUCUUCAUUCAAAUACAGCGUUCUACAUACAUUCAUUUGUUUAAUUCCAUAGGAAUUUUGCGUAUUUUGUCUUCCUGAUUAAAUCGGAAAUAUGGAAUGUGUUUCUGAUCUCCGGUCUCUGUGGCUUGUACUUAGAAACAAAAGCUGGUUGUUCCGAGAGCUUGUUCGUUUCUUCAGAAGACAGCGUUCGCUCCGUUGGUCGUCGCCCAUUAUGUGAGAUCCUCUCACGGUUCGGCUGCUUCCAUCGCGAAUUUGAACAAUCGCUCGAGUUCUCGUUUGCGACGCUUCUAUGUUCACUAUACCAAAGUUAUACUGCCAAAUACAGAUGCGUUACGUAUGGAAUUACUUCGAUUCAGUUGCACAUUCACGCUCGACGAAAAUUCCCGAUGGAAGCGUGGAUCGUCCCGGACAGACACGACACGAUGAUAGUACAAAAAGGCUAUAACGGAUCGGGCGGCGACCCCGAUCGCGAACGCUGCCCGAAAACCAGUAAAUAAAUCGAUCGUUUAAUUGCUAUUUAUCAAUCGACGUAAACGAAUUAUUAUUAUUAUCCCUCAUUAUUAUUAUUAUCGUUACUAUGAUUUCCUUGGGUCCUCGUCCGGAGCCAUGUUGAGAUAAGAAACCAAAAAAAAAUUUAACAUAGAUUAAUCGUCGAUGACACUAUUAAAUUUUAAGAAAAAAAAAAAUAAACAUGAAAGGAAAGAAGAAGUGCAGAACCUGAAGUGCAUCAGAUGAAAGAGUACGAGGAUGUCGAUGACGACGAUGAAUCACGCGUUGAUAAUGUAUUAUUAGAAAUUAUUACACUUGUAUCCAGUGCACCGAUCGAGAGCGACUAUAUAUGUAUAUUCAUCAUUGUGAAUCAGCUGUUUCUAAUAAUGAACAUCCGUUGUUGAAGUAUAAAGGUUUGGAUCCUUCGUCGCGAACGUGAAGGGGUUGGGGCUCAGAGAAAGACAGGAAAAGUUCGGCAUCGAGGAAUGUUGGCCAAGAAUCGGGGUUCAGUGAUCAUGCUUAAAAGUAUACCGUCGCUGAGAACGUUCGUUGCUUUCGAAAUCGAAGAAAAUCGCGAGACCCGUCGACAGCUCGCACGCGUCGAGGACGUUAAAACAAAAAAAAAAAAAAAAACAACUAGGGGGUAGCGACGAAGAGAAACGCAUCUCGCUGCAUACUAUCAGUUCAUUCUCCAGAUUCUAUUUGGAACAUGUUUCCUGUGUGAUAAUUGUUAACUCAAUUAGCGCUUUAAGUAACGAUACGUGAGAUGUAUGAGAGUAGUCCGAACAUUUUGACGAGAAACGAGUCGCGAGAAGCUGUAAGUUUUAAGGUAUAUAUUUAAAUGACAUAAGUACGUUUAACGAACACGAUAUAUUAAUAUUAUAUAUAUAUAAAUAUAUAUACGUAAUAUAUAUUAUAUAUAUAUACAUGUUACGAGUACACCUAAGAUAAUCUUACAAAGGUAAUUCCUAAAUAGUCGGGUAAAUUGUUAGCGAAAAACUUCGACAGAACUCGCGGUAACGUAUGAAAUGUGAACGCUAAACAAAAAGAAAAAAGAAAAAAAAUAACGACAACACAAAGUUGAGAUAUUGUUCUAAGUAAUGUUAAGUGGGAUCCGUGUAUUGUAACGCAUUCUAUGCAUGCAUAACCCUUUACACAUUGUUCGUUCAAAUAAAUAUAUCAGACGAUA
Molecule: messenger RNA, 4696 nt
Organism: Megachile rotundata (alfalfa leafcutting bee)
Lineage: Eukaryota; Metazoa; Arthropoda; Insecta; Hymenoptera; Megachilidae
Product: sodium/potassium-transporting ATPase subunit beta-2
Biological process (GO): intracellular potassium ion homeostasis; potassium ion import across plasma membrane; intracellular sodium ion homeostasis
Cellular component (GO): sodium:potassium-exchanging ATPase complex
Molecular function (GO): ATPase activator activity
Source: RefSeq, a predicted model, not a curated record